UCCAUGUGGAAUGUGUCAGCCACUCCCUACAGUACAUUACCCGCUCUCUCUCUCCACCUUCACAGAGACGCUCAGCUUCGACCAGACAGGUUACUCACUCACUGUGUUUGAAUCAAGCAAAACCUCCACAGACAAUGGUUUUGGUGAAUGAAAUCCUUAGCCAGCUCUCACUCGUGGAUAAGCCCACAGCCUGGGGAACACUGGCAACUGUCAAACCUUUCUCCAAUUUUGAUGAGGAAAAUGAUGCUCAGACACUGUUUAAAGCCCUCAACACAAAAGGUGUGGAUGAGGCCACGAUUCUGAACGUUUUGACGAAUCGCACCAACGAACAGCGACAGAGCAUUUCCCGGGCGUUUUACCGUCUCAGCGAGGGUCAGGACCUCGAGCCUUUGCUGAAGAAAGGUCUCUCUGGCCACCUAGAGACGGUGAUCAUUGCUUUGCUCAAGACACCAGCGGCCUACAGCGCUCUCCAGGUCAACGCAGCCGUAAAGGGCCUCGGGACGGAUGAGGAAACACUGGCUGAGUUGCUCUGCACCAGGUCCAACACAGAAAUCCAGGACAUGGCUGUCAUCUACAAACAAGAGUUUAAGAAGGAUUUGAUGGACGCCAUUAAAGGAGACACCAAAGGAAACUUCCAGAAACUGCUGCUCGCUCUGGCAAAGGGAAACCGAGAUGCCAACUCCAAAAUCAUUGACUAUGAGCUGAUUGAGGCGGAUGUUAAG
Molecule: messenger RNA, 722 nt
Organism: Callorhinchus milii (elephant shark)
Lineage: Eukaryota; Metazoa; Chordata; Chondrichthyes; Chimaeriformes; Callorhinchidae
Product: annexin A2-like
Cellular component (GO): cytoplasm
Molecular function (GO): cytoskeletal protein binding; calcium ion binding; phospholipase inhibitor activity
Source: RefSeq, a predicted model, not a curated record